Molecule: messenger RNA, 1999 nt
Organism: Lepus europaeus (European hare)
Lineage: Eukaryota; Metazoa; Chordata; Mammalia; Lagomorpha; Leporidae
Gene: ASNSD1
Product: asparagine synthetase domain containing 1
Exons: 3
Coding region: 1-1929 (642 amino acids)
Molecular function (GO): asparagine synthase (glutamine-hydrolyzing) activity
Source: RefSeq, a predicted model, not a curated record
AUGUGUGGCAUUUGCUGUUCUGUAAGCUUUUCUGUCGAACACUGCAGAAAAGAUUUGAAAGAAGAUUUACUGUAUAAUCUUAAACGCCGGGGUCCUGACAGCAGUAAACAGUUGUUCAAAUGUGAUAUGAACUACCAGUGUGUGUUUUCUGGCCAUGUCCUUCACUUGAGAGGUGUUUUGACUGCCCAGCCUGUGGAAGAUGAAAGAGGCAAUGUGUUCCUAUGGAAUGGAGAAGUCUUUAGUGGAAUAAAGGUUGAAGAAACAGAGAAUGAUACUCAAAUUAUGUUUAAUUAUCUUUCCUCUUGUAAGAGUGAAUCUGAUAUUAUGUCCCUCUUCUCAGAUGUCCAAGGUCCUUGGUCUUUUAUAUAUUAUCAAGCAUCUAGUCACAGUUUAUGGUUUGGUAGGGAUUUUUUUGGUCGCCGUAGUUUGCUUUGGCAUUUUAAUACUUUGGACAAGAGUUUCUGCCUCUCUUCAGUUGGCCCCCAGACAUCUGGAGUGGCAAAUCAGUGGCAAGAAGUUCCAGCAUCUGGAAUUUUCAGAAUUGAUCUCCAGUCUGCUGCCAUGGCCAAACAUGUAAGGUUGCAGUUGUAUCCUUGGGAAUGUAUUUCUAGGGAGAAUGCUACUGAAGAGUGUGAUAAGAGCCUGGCUCACGCUUCAGCAGCCUUGCCAACAUUUGUAUCAGUGGUGGCAAAUGAAGCCAAACUACAUCUUGGAACGCCUAUUUCUCCUUUAAAUAUGACGUUGCCGCAGGCUCCAUUGGCGACUCAUUGCAGUAGCAUUUCCAGUAUCCCACCCUCAAGAGAGACCCUUCAGGUCUCCCUUACUGAUGGACACAUGAAAGAAGUAGUUGAGAAGUUCAUUGAUGUCCUUAGUGUCGCAGUCAAGAGACGUGUCUUGUGUUUACAGAGGGAUGAAAACCCCGUACCAAAUGGAGUUUUGAAGACGGGUGAUAGGAAAGCCAAUGUUGCGAUCCUGUUUUCUGGAGGCAUCGAUUCCAUGGUUAUUGCUACCCUUGCUGAUCGUCAUAUUCCUUUAGGUGAACCAAUUGAUCUCCUGAAUGUAGCUUUCAUGACUAAAGAAAAGACCGUUCCAAGUAGCCGUAACAAAAGAACGAGUAAACAGAGAAGUCAUGAAAUGCCUUCUGAGGCGUUCUCGGAAGGUACUGCUGCCCGUGGUGCUGAUGGUCCUGAUGAGAAAUACAGUGUGCCAGACAGAGUCACAGGAAAGGCAGGACUAAAGGAGCUGCAAGCUGUUAACCCUUCUCGAAUGUGGAAUUUUGUUGAAAUUAAUGUUUCUCUGGAAGAACUGCAACAGUUAAGAAGAACUCAAAUAUGUCACUUAGUUCAGCCCCUGGAUACGGUUUUGGAUGAUAGCAUUGGCUGUGCAGUCUGGUUUGCUUCCAGAGGAACUGGCAGGCUAGUGACUCAGCAUGAAGUGAAGUCCUAUCAGAGCAGUGCAAAGGUAGUUCUCACUGGAAUUGGUGCAGAUGAGCAACUUGCAGGUUAUUCCCGUCAUCGUGUUCGCUUCCAGACACAUGGGCCAGAAGGACUGAAUAAGGAAAUAGCGAUGGAACUGGGUCGAAUUUCUUCUAGAAAUCUUGGUCGUGAUGACAGAGUAAUUGGUGAUCAUGGAAAAGAAGCAAGAUUUCCCUUCCUGGAUGAAAAUGUUGUCUCCUUUCUAAAUUCCCUACCCAUCUGGGAAAAGGUAAACCUGACUCUACCCCGAGGAAUUGGUGAGAAACUAAUUUUACGUCUGGCAGCUGUGGAACUCGGCCUUACAGCCUCUGCUCUCCUGCCAAAGCGGGCCAUGCAGUUUGGAUCCAGAAUUGCAAAAAUGGAAAACAGUAAUGAAAAGGCAUCUGAUAAGUGUGGAAGGCUCCAAAUUAUUUCCUUAGAAAACCUUUCUUUUGAAAAGGAAGUUGAAUCCUAAUAUGAUUUCAGAAUGUUAACAGUAUUUACUGAAUGACAGUUAUGUAAAAAUAAAAUAUCUAGCUGCUUUA